UAUUUCUAUAUUUUGUUAUUGAAUUUGAUAUUUAUAAAUAAUGAAAAUAUGAUAUCAUGCACAUUACAAGAAUAACUGGUAAAUGAGAUGCUGAAGGAAUAUAAGCAUUUAUCUAUUGAAAAUUUUUCGAUUAGUUUUUUGUAACAAUACAGAAAAGUAAAUAAUUCAAAAUGUUUGGUUUAGUUUUAAAGCAUCCCAUCAUUUUUAAAGCUUUAUUAACUGAAGCACAAUCUACUUGUGGGAUGAUCCAUAAGUGUUUUAUAUAUGAUAAAAAUAUAUUUUUAUCUGCAUCAACUGUUAGAACAUUUCUAACACAAAGCAUAAGAUCAUUUGAUGGAUUAAGGCAGCCAGUAAGUUUUCUUAAACCUAACAAAUCGCCACAAAGUCUGAUAGUACGACAUCAACAAGAAAUAAAAACCAUAUUGGAUGUGAAUACAAAUGUACGGAAUAAUGUACUUUUAUAUAAAAAUGAAAGUAAUAGACAUUUUUGGAAUAUACGACUUUUUGCAUUUGGGCAGUUAUUUGGUUGGUCAAUAUUGGCUCUAUAUACUUAUACACCAAAGUUCUUUGAUAUAUUUAAAACUGAUGUAAAAAUUAAGGAGUUUCUACAGAAACAUUUCAUACGGUUUGGUACAUUUGUUUUCUCAAUUUUUGCAGGUCCUAUCACAUUUGGUGUUAUGUAUGCUACAUGUUCUCGUAACAUCAAGUACAUUAUCUUAAAUAAAGGUGGCAAAACACUUUCACUUUUUACUUAUCAUUUAUGCAAAAGAAAACUCAACACAAUAACUGUACCAAUAGGAAUGGCAAAAUGUACUUCACCUCGAACAGGAGUUACUGGAGUAUGUAUACCACUUAAAGUAAAAAACAAAUCUUUUUAUUACUUGAUUGAUAAAAGUGGCACAUUUGUAAAUCCGACUCUUUUUGAUUAUACAACAGCAAAUUAGAAUAUUUUAACAAAUACGUUUUUGUUAUGUUAAAAUCGUUAUUUUAAAUAAUAGUUAUAAUUAAUAGAGUAUGAUCGUGUAUACAAGUACACACACAUACAUAUGAUGAUAUAUAA
Messenger RNA from Nylanderia fulva, 1060 nucleotides. RefSeq names its product transmembrane protein 223. Gene Ontology annotation, cellular component: mitochondrion. NCBI's taxonomy places the organism in Eukaryota, Metazoa, Arthropoda, Insecta, Hymenoptera, Formicidae. The record is from RefSeq and is a predicted model, not a curated record.